CGUAACAAAUGCUACAAGAUGAGAACUAUUAGUGUACAGCAACCUAUAAAUUUGAAAGUGGUGAAAAUCGAAUUGGACUUUACACCCUUCGAUCCGGAGCCACAGAAAAAGGAGAAGCCGAAGGAAAUAAUUGUACCCAAGAUCAAUUAUAGCAGAAGACCUUCUGUGGUGCCUCCUCCUCCACCAAUCACAAAUUACUCGCAACAGAAACGGGACGUAAGAGAGUUGGUUCAAGACCUGCUGGAUGACUUGUAUGCGGACCAGCGGGACUGGGGUACCAGCAGUGCUAUCGACUACAGCCACGCAUCAACAUCAGCCGCAUCUCUAGCGUCCUCGCAGUCGAUUUGCAACGACCACGACGACUCAUUCGAGCGAAGUUACUUGGAAGGAUUAGACGCUGAAGACCUCCAAAAGCAGGCUAUCGAGUGGGAAGUGAGACUGCGAGUGGCCGGCGAGCGUCUGGCGCGCGGCGUGCGAGUGCGGGACCGGCUUCGACGACAACAGAAGAGGCUAUGCGCCGCCUUCACCGUGCUGCUGCGGCAUAUCACGGGCGAGACUGGCGCCCGGUUCGGCUUGACGCCGUCCGGCAGCGAAGGCCCGGGCGAGGGCGGCUACGCGGAAUGGCUGCACGCCAUGCGGCUAGUCGCGCGGCUGCCCGCCGGCGUGCCGACGCAUUUCCGCAAGAAGCUAUGGAUAACCCUGGCAGACCGGCACCUGACCGCGCGAGACAUAGACUGGCCAGUGGCGGAGCGCGCGUGCUUCCGCGGCACAGCGCAGCCCGAUGACACGGAGCUCGGGGCGCAGAUCAUCAAGGAUUUGCACCGGACGGGUUGCUCGCUUUUCUGCGGAACGGAAGGCCGGGAGAACCAAGCUAUGCUACGCCGAGUUCUGUUGGCCUACGCAAGAUGGAACAAAGACGUCGGCUACUGCCAAGGUUUCAAUAUGUUAGCAGCAAUCAUUUUAGAAGUUAUGGACAAAUCGGAGUCCGAGUCGUUGAAGGUAAUGAUAUACUUAGUGGAAGCAGUGCUUCCCGAGGGCUAUUUCGCAGACGACCUCCGAGGCCUGUCGGCCGACAUGGCAGCCUUCAGAGACUUGCUGAGGUUGCGUUUGCCUCGGCUCGCUAACCACAUGGACCACUUGCAAAGGAUAUCUGACGGUGGAGGAGUAGAACCCCCAUUGCCUGAUGUCUUCACAAUGCAAUGGUUUCUUACCCUGUAUGCCACGUGGCUACCUCGAGAAUCCCUCUUGAGAAUUUGGGACCUCAUUUUAUUAGAUGGAAAUGAAAUCCUGCUGCUCACUGCCCUGGCUAUUUGGGAUAUGCUUCAGGACCGCAUCCUGUCAGCCCGUUCCGCGGACGAGUUCUACAGCUGCAUGGGUGGCGGCGCCGGUGCCGUGUGGGAGGCUGGCGAGGCUCUGGUGGCAAGGGUGGUGGCCUUCGGCUCCGUUCCCGAGCUCCCGAGGCUACGCAGUCUGCAUAGAUACAGGGUUACACCGCCCGCCCCGCCGGCUGCUCCGGUGCAACCGCCUUUACAUUCGGCGAUGCAGUCGAUGACGAAGAGAGGGCUGCGCCUGUUUUAUUCAGAAGACGAGGGCGACUCAAGCGAUGACGGGAAUAAAAUGGCGCUAGCAACGGUUAUUCCAAGACGAGACGACCGUUUGGGUGCUGGCGAUAGACUGUCAUUGGAUAUCGGUGCUCUGAAAAGGCAGUACGCGAGGUUGAGGGAGCGGCAGCGACAAGCGCAUGUCAUCCUAGCAGCGGCUUGCGCCAGACAUGCCGCAGUGGGAGUGCCGACUUCCCCAACGUCGCUUACAGUCAAUAAUCUUCUAUUGGGAAAAAGUGCAAUUGUAAGCUCGCGGGGCAGGAGACUCGGGCCGCCGCCCGGCGCUGUGCCCCCCUCGCGACAAGCGCUCGCCUCGAGGGAAAAGUCACCCCCACGAGCCCGCUCUAACGACACCAUUAGUUGGAACGAAGAAAAAAGUCGUAAAUCACUUAGCCGGCGAAAUUCUGUCAAAUGGAAAGAUAUUAAGAAAGAUAAGACUGUAGAAAAAGGUAGAAAGGCAUCUAUUGAUUUCGAUGAGGCUGGUGAUGGAAUCAUAGUUUCGGAACGCGAAGCAGAUGAAAUGAUUGCUUCAUUGAGAUCGCGCAGCUCUAGUGAAAGUUCGUCAUAUUCUUCACACUCGGGAUCCAGUACUGACACUAGCCUGUGCGAUGACAACGAACGUGGUAGUGACUCGGAACCGGAAAUACAAGACGACAAUAAAGUAAAAGUCAAAUCUAGUUCAAAAGAACCAAAAAAAACAUCGUCAUCGCUUUCAAAAGAUACAGUUUUAUCUCACUCGCCUAGUUUAAAAGAAUCUAAGCUAUCUCCUAGUUGUUUUUCGAAAGAUACAUACGUUCGAUCUCCGAGUAUUAAGGAAACACAAAUUUCUCCUUGUACUCUUAAAAAAGACACAUCGUUCCAUCUUACGGAAUCAAAACCUUCGCCAUGUAAAUUUACUAAAGAUACAGAAUACCUUCACUCACCUAUUUCAAAAGAAUCUAGAAUUUCUCCUGUUAGCACUGCAAAAGACAACAAAAAUAUCCUCCCAACCAAAAUAAAAGACUCUAAAACUACACCAUCAAAAGAACAAAAUCAAAUAAUGCCAUCAGAAAUGACUGUAAUUGAUUACCUACAUUCUGCAGCAGGUGAACCAUUAAGAAAUUAUAUCGAUGGUUUCGACAGCAAGCGAAGUGACAAUUUGUUAGGUUGCACUGAAUUGGACAAUUAUAAAAUAUUAAGUCCUUACAAAAGUAAAUCUCCAUAUUCAGACCACGGUUCUGAGAAAGGGGAAGUUCUAAUGAGACUGAAGUCUGAAGAAUACACCAGAAGCACUGAAUCAAUUCGAUCAUCAAAGCCACCCAAGAAUCUGACUGACCUCAGUCCUAUCGAUUUGUCUCCAUGUAAUUUUGAAACAGGCUUUAAGUCUCCCUAUACAUACGAUUAUGAAAGUAAUUUUAAGAGACCUUCUACUUCUAAAUUAGAUAUAAGUGCUAGGCCACCAGAUAUUAUUGAUAGUCUGACAAUGUAUCCAAAUUUUGUGCCUGAUAUAGAUUUAUCUGAUAAAAAUGUUUCUGACAUCGAUAGCCCACCGAGAAGCCCCGGUGCUGAGAGUAUCGUAGUGAGCGAAGAUGAGCCACCCAUACCACUGAGAAUUGAUAAAUACUUUGAGCACAGUCCUGAGUUUUUUGGAGCCCGUGUUACAGAUCCUAAUAAUUCUGAAAUACCUAAUAGGAGGGCUGCUAAGAGGUUAUCACGGGUACCAAAGAAACCUGACUCCUUGACACUAAAGAGUAACCAUAAUGAUGCAAUUCUGCAGAGUGAAGUAGAAAGAGCGUCAUCGCUGCCGCAAAGUCAUAGUUUUUCAAAGAAAACCAGUAUCAGCCCGGAUAUUAAUAAUCAGCACAAAAUGAACACUAGUGAAAUUUCAUAUGAAGAACAUAGUAAAAUACAAAAUAUAAAACAAUACAGCGUAGAAAAAACUCCUGAAGCUAAAACAUUCUCCCCCAAAGACUAUGUUCUUAGAUCUGGUCGCAAAAAUAGCGAAAGAGCUCUGCAAAUCAUUCAAGAAAAUUCGAAAAUACUAAGCAGAAUUCUAACGAAACAAAAUAUGUCUGAUAUUACAACUAAAACACAUGAAACAAAAAGUUCGGAAAACCUGGUUGAUGCUAUUAAACCCGCUGGAUCUGACGUUGGUACCGUAGAACCAAAUUUUACUGAUUGCUCCUUCCUAAAGGAAUCUACGUCGGAUUCUUUGAUUGUUCAUAGGAAAAAAAACGUUGACAGUGAAGCAAACGAAAAAAAUGAUUUCGUAAGGAUUAGACCAAUAUCCAUAGAUGAUCCAUUUUCAUUAGAAAUACGAGAGGGUAUUGCACGUAAUCCAGAAUUUAGCAUCAUGAAAUGUAUGAAAUCGCCUAGCAGUGAAUGUCUAGGCAAUAAAACUGAUCAUUACGGUUGGGAAAACAAAGGCUUCCUGGCGAAAUGCGAUUUUAAAAAUCUUUUAAACAAGCCAGAAAAAUAUGAAUUCGAUUACACAAAUACUAUGAAGACUCCGGAUCAAACAGCACGUCUUGUCGUUUCAAGCAAUGAACCUAAACGUUCUUCGAUUUCCGAAUGGGCUCAAAAUUCCGGCCCCGGAGAGUCAAAAGCCUCUGUAACUUUACCGUCAUCAUCAGAAAUAAAAGAUACAUCAACGUACGAACGUCGAUUUAUGUCUGAUGACUACAACUAUCCGCUUUCUACCAAAUACAACGACUUUGUUUUAUCUAAAGCCAGCGAUAUUUGUAGCAAGACGGUAGGCCAAGGCCCGAAAAUUUGCGAUAGUUUAAUAAAGACUGACAACAGCCAAGUAAGUGAGUUCGCUAACGUAGUAACUUCCUCUAUUAGCUUCACCUAUGAACCUUAUUCAGCUGAUGAUGAUUCCCCGUGUGGUGCAAAAAGUAACUCGAGUGAUACAUUGUGUCAAAUUGCUUCACUGGAUCAAGUAUCUACUCCUAUUUCACCAAAAAUCUUUCCAAAUAGGGAAACCCCUACAAAUCCCAAAGAAUACUUGGAGAAGAGUGAUAAAUUCAAAUUGGAAUCGGAUGACACUUGCAGUGCUAUAACGUCUCUGAUCGAGACUGACACUUUGUCUUCGUUGUCCUACCCAAGGAGUCCGUCUACUGGCUCGUAUCACCCGUUCCCCACUCGUCCAGCAAUGCGAUUGCCCAAAGAGCUCGGAGUUCGACUGGGCAUGUAUCCUAAGGAUACUGUUAACUCACCCCCAAAAUAGUUAUAGACAAAAUAGCGUUAAAUGAUUAAUAGUAACUAUUGUUAAAGAGAAAUGUAUUAUGUCGUUCUAUUGCAUUUUAUUGACUUGUACUGGUAUUUGAGAAUAAUUUUGUGUUUUGAAUGGUUUUCUGUUUUAGAUUAUGUACAAUUUAUAUGUUUGUAAUGCAUUGAUUAGGUAAAUUUAAAUUUUAAACUAUUUUAGAUUUAAUGUUUGAUUUGAUAAUUAAUAGGGAAUACCUACAUAGUUUUACGAAUAAUUUAUUAAAGUUGGAUUAAAAUAAUCCAGACGUUUUCCGAUGACAUCGCGUGAUGUUUUGGAUCGAGCUCCUCAGUCAGACGUAUGCACCUUAGUUAGUACCUAGCUCCUCUGAACUUUUAAGGUCAGGAACUGAUUAUUUGCCGUUAUAAAUAAGAGCACAUGACUACACACACAUUACUAUUGAUAAUAUAAGAAUGGCUUCGCUUGUAUUUACGUAUAAGCGUCAGGAAUCUGUUGUAUAUGAACAUAGGUUGUAGCAGUAAGCCGUUCACCUAUUUGAGCUAGAAACAAAACAAACUCGUUGCCUUGACUCUAUUUUAACGUAACGUAUAGUAAAAUAAUAAUUCUUUGCAAUAUGAAAUAUUUGUAUAAUAAUAAGAUAGAUAGAUUACUUGUUCGAAGUCAAUGGAAUUUUAUGGCAAUUAAAAUUGUUUAUACCGCUAUAGAGUGAGGUCCUGUCAUUGCAGAAUAAGAGAAGUUUUGUUGUUAGAGGGAAAUAUUUAUUCUACAGCAAUAUUGACAAAAUAUACAUAUUAUUAUGCGAC
Messenger RNA from Cydia amplana, 5612 nucleotides. RefSeq lists its product as uncharacterized. The transcript is spliced from 14 exons. Gene Ontology annotation, cellular component: endoplasmic reticulum. The record is from RefSeq and is a predicted model, not a curated record. Lineage: Eukaryota; Metazoa; Arthropoda; Insecta; Lepidoptera; Tortricidae. The coding region runs from base 19 to 4809 and encodes 1596 amino acids.